Protopterus annectens (West African lungfish) is the source of this 1729-nucleotide messenger RNA. It is a transcript of the gene RNF7, whose product is annotated as ring finger protein 7. Gene Ontology annotation, biological process: ubiquitin-dependent protein catabolic process; protein ubiquitination. The coding region runs from base 135 to 392 and encodes 85 amino acids. Gene Ontology annotation, cellular component: Cul5-RING ubiquitin ligase complex; nucleus. The record is from RefSeq and is a predicted model, not a curated record. The transcript is spliced from 3 exons. Gene Ontology annotation, molecular function: ubiquitin protein ligase activity; zinc ion binding; cullin family protein binding. Lineage: Eukaryota; Metazoa; Chordata; Ceratodontiformes; Protopteridae.
AACGCGCCUGCCUGUCAACCAGGCUGUUUUUUUCCGUGAAAUGGGACGAGCAGGGGCGGGGUUUGUUAUUACACAGAGUGGUGUGCAACUGAGGUAUCAGCUACUAUUCAGCCGCAAAUCUGGAGGUGACAAAAAUGUUCUCUCUUAAAAAAUGGAAUGCGGUAGCUAUGUGGAGCUGGGACGUUGAGUGUGACACGUGUGCUAUUUGCAGAGUUCAAGUUAUGGAUGCUUGUCUUCGUUGUCAAGCCGAAAACAAGCAAGAAGAUUGUGUUGUGGUCUGGGGAGAGUGUAAUCAUUCCUUCCACAACUGCUGUAUGUCACUGUGGGUGAAACAGAAUAACCGCUGCCCUCUCUGUCAGCAGGACUGGGUCGUUCAACGGAUUGGCAAGUGAGAGCAGCGACAUUAAAUUUUUCGUGAAGUUAAAAACUCUUCAUGUGAACUGGAAAGGAGACAUGACAAGAAUGCAUCUUGCCUACUGCAAUGUCUGUUCUGUGGAAUUAUGGCUAUGUUGACAUUUAAACUGGCAAUUUUUUACCAGCAAGGAAACAUGUCCGCAAAAGGCUUUUUCGUAGUAGUGUUUUGACCGUGCCUGUAGAUUGUGUACUGAGCAUAGGCCAAAGACGCCUUUUAAUGCAGUCUCAUGAAAACUAUUGCAUGUGUUUAUCAUAAUUUUUGUGGACUUCAUAUAUUUUACUGUAUAAGGCAUUGACUGUUCAGAACAAUACGCACCUUUUUUUCUGUACAGGUUUAGCACCCUUGUAUCAGGAGCUAUAUUGAGUAGCAUCCUGUUGGAGCAGUGGUGAAAUUCAGUGUUUUACAACUGAAUAUUUGAAUUGUUAUAGAUAAAAUGUUCCUAUAGCUUGCAUGACGGAAAGUAAUGUGAAAAUGUGCAGUAGGAAGUGGUGUUUGCUUUCCGCCUUCCACCUUGUCAGUCUUAUGAAUGCAGUGUACUUCACUAUGAGGUUAUUUUGAGCUGGCCUUUAUAGUGUUGUGGGGCUUCAGGAGAUGGGAGGGGCACCUUCAGAAAAAAAAAUUUGAGGUGACUUUAAAACAGGUAAUUUUCUUAACAAAGGUAUGAAAACUGCAAACACACAGGCUGUAGUUAAGUGGUAAUUGUAAACAGAAAAGAAAGGUGAUAAUGCACUUGAGACUAGUUGACCCUUAAAGGUUGUCUGUAAUCCCUGAGCCUCUUAAGUCUGACUAAAUUGGUGAAGUCUUGGGUUCAAAACUGAUCUCCAAGUAUGGUGAUGCUAUUUAACUGUUUUUAUUUUUCAGUCCCAUAAGCAUGAUGAAAGAAAGAAGCACCUUGAAUUGUUAUUGCUGUUUUUUAGGUGUUCUGGUCUGAGGAAAAGUCAGUUCAGCUCUUAUAGGGGACAGCAGUCCGUCUGUACCCCCCAGGGGGAUUUGUUUUUAAUAGGUUGUUGAUCCAUGUUGUGACCUGUAGCAUUACCUCUUUGUAUACAUAACAUCAGGCUGUUAAUUUCCUAUACAGCAGUUGUUCAAUUUUGGAAGUUGUAUUUCUGUUUUUGUUUUUAUUUGGGUUUGGAGUACAGACCAUACCCCCCUCCCCCGCACAAUAUAGAACAUUGGCUUGUAAAGGGUAUUUGUUUGCACAAUAGAAGUCUUUGAAAUAAAUGGAAUUUUGAAUUGAUACAAAAACUGCUUAAAACACUGAAAUAUUGUUUAGAAUUUCUACUUAUAAAUGCUUGUGAACACUUGCAUCCUAAA